GCUAGCUUUGCUGGCUUGCUGGCUGUCUACUAAAACAAUAUCCUCUUGAGUACGUAGUCAGUCAAUCCCACCUCCCCCUUUACCAUCCCUCCAAACAAAUGGUUGCACUUACAACGUUCAAGCGUAUACAAAGAUGCAGCAGCUCGGAAGGCAGAAGGCAUCAGAGUGUAGCAGCAGACCUAGAUGGCACCCUUCUUGUGUCUCGAAAUGCUUUUCCAUACUACAUGCUUGUAGCCUUGGAAGCCGGCAGCCUCUUGAGGGGAAUACUCCUCCUCGUGUCGGCCCCUCUGGUCUACAUCACCUACAUAUUUUUCUCCGAAGCUUUAGCCAUACAGAUGCUCAUUUUCAUCUCCUUUGCGGGACUCAGGGUUCCAGACAUUGAGAUGGUGGCUCGUUCUGUGUUGCCUAGAUUCUACGCAGAUGAUGUGCACCCAGAGGGUUGGAGAGUCUUCAGCUCUUUCGGAAAGAGAUACAUCGUCACAGCUAGCCCGAGAAUCAUGGUUGAACCCUUUGUCAGCAAGUUCCUAGGGGCCGACAAGGUCCUGGGGACUGAGUUGCAGGUUACAAAAUCUGGCAGAGCCACUGGGUUCGUCAAGAAACCUGGAGUUCUCGUCGGACAUCUAAAGAGGAAGGUUGUUGAGAAGGCAGUCGGCGGAGCUGAUAACUCACCUGACGUUGGCAUCGGGGAUAGAGAGACUGAUUACGAUUUCAUGUCCAUUUGCAAGGAAGGGUACAUUGUGCCCCCAAGCAAAUGCAAUCCGGUGCCUAGGAACCAAUUGUUGAGCAAAGUGAUCCACCAUGAUGGCCGCUUGGUCCAGCGCCCCACUCCCUUUGUCUCCCUCCUCACCUUUAUGUGGUUGCCCAUCGGCUUCGUCCUCUCACUGGUUCGCGUCUUCUCGACGAUGAUGGUCCCCCAGCACAUUCUGUUCUACGUGUACAGCUUCAUGGCUGUCAAACUCGUCGUCAAAGGUGUCCCUCCCCCUCCCCCUCAGAAAGGUCAUCCUGGCGUCCUCUUUGUCUGCAAUCACCGCACCCUCGUAGACCCUGUCAUCACCGCAGUUGCCCUCCGCCGCAAAAUCAGUUCCGUCACCUACAGCAUCAGCAGGUUCUCUGAGCUCAUCUCCCCCAUCAAAGCUGUUGCGCUAUCUAGGGAGAGAGAGAGGGAUGGUGCAAAUAUGAGACGCUUAUUAGAAGAAGGGGACUUGGUGAUCUGUCCCGAAGGCACCACAUGCCGUGAACCCUUUCUUCUGAGAUUCAGCGCCCUCUUCGCUGAGCUCUCUGAUCGAAUUGUUCCAGUUGCCAUCAAUGUCAAACAGAGCAUGUUCUAUGGCACGUCCGUGAGGGGAUGGAAAAUGCUGGAUCCCUACUUUGUGUUCAUGAGCCCAACUCUCACCUACGAGGUCACCUUCUUGGAGCAGCUGCCAGAAGAGCUGACCUGUGCAGGGGGGAAGUCACCCGUUGAGGUUGCUAAUCACAUACAGAGCGAGGUCGGGCGCACGUUGGGGUUCGAGUGCACCAACUUCACUAGGAAGGACAAGUACUCUCUGUUGGCCGGAACUGACGGUGUGGUCCCAACCAAAAAGUAGCAACAACAUAUCUUGAAUCGAUUAAUGUCUGCUGCUUUAUCGUGGGACUUGCAUAAAAACCAAUAAGAGGCCUUUUGCAAGUGCUACCGCAUUCAAAAACUAAAGCAUCGAUUGUUUGUUAUUGAUCUUCACUAGUGCAUUCGCUUCUUUCAUUAAUUACGGCUAGAUAGCAUCUAAAUACCUUAAGGGUGCGUUUGGGAACUUGGAUUUGGGCCUGGAUUUAAAAUACUGGGUAUUUCAAAUCCAAAUAUCUAGUUUGGGUUCUGAUUUGGACCUAGAUUUUGAAUCCAUUGAUUUAACAAAGAUGAAUUUAAAAGCCCAAAACAACUGAUUUCAAAU
Molecule: messenger RNA, 1925 nt
Organism: Asparagus officinalis (garden asparagus)
Lineage: Eukaryota; Viridiplantae; Streptophyta; Magnoliopsida; Asparagales; Asparagaceae
Product: glycerol-3-phosphate 2-O-acyltransferase 6-like
Exons: 2
Coding region: 99-1586 (495 amino acids)
Biological process (GO): cutin biosynthetic process
Cellular component (GO): membrane
Molecular function (GO): phosphatase activity; glycerol-3-phosphate 2-O-acyltransferase activity
Source: RefSeq, a predicted model, not a curated record